AUGCCUAGGUCUUCUAUCAAGGGUCAAGUCCUCGCAGAUUUAGUCACAGAAUUCGCUGAACCCUCUAUAGAAACAAUAACCGACAAGGAAGACAUGGAUGGAAAAUCCGUUGGCACAAUCUCAACAUGGGAGACCUUGUGCUGGAAAGUCUAUGUGGAUGGUGUAGCCAACCAAAGAGGAUCUAGAAUUGGGAUAGUUUUAAUAUCGCCUGAAGGCAUUGCCAUUGAGAAAUCACUAAGAUUUGGGUUCUCGGCUACGAACGAGGCCGAGUACGAAGCCUUGCUUCAAGGGAUGAUGAUGGUUCAGAAAUUGGGUAGAAGGGCAAUGGAAGCUUUCUCGGACUCCAAAUUGGUCGUGGGCCAGGUGAUGGGCGAGUUAGAAGCUAGAGAUGCCCGAAUGCAGGAAUAUCUCGGCCGGGUCAAACGUCUGCAGUUAGACUUUGAAUCCUUUAACCUGACGCAUGUUCCGAGAAGUGAGAACACACAUGCAGACUCCCUAGCCACUCUAGCCACAUCCUCUGCACAUGACUUGCCCAGGACAAUCCUUGUUGAGGAUUUAUGCCAGACAAGUUCCACUAGAGGAAAGAAAGCUCAGGUCCAUCAGGUUAGAAAGAGUCCUAGUUGGAUGGAUCCUAUAGUGAACUUCCUAAAGGGUGAUACACUACCAAAAGGGAAACUAGAAGCCGAGAAGAUACGGAGGAAUGCCCCUUGGUUCUGGUUAUCGGAAGACCACAAACUAUACCGGCGCUUCUAUUCUGGGCCAUACCUAUUAUGUAUACACCCAGAAGAAUCCGAGUCCUUGCUUGAAGAGUUACAUGAGGGGAUUUGUGGAAGUCACACCGGAGGAAGAUCGCUGUGGGGUCUUGAUAUUGUCGAUCCUUUCCCCGAAGCGACAGGAAAUAAGCGAUACAUAAUACUCGGAACUGAUUAUUUCACCAAGUGGGUGGAGGCUGAACCUUUGGCCAACAUCAGGGAUGUGGAUGUCAAGAAAUUCAUUUGGAAAAACAUUAUUACACGCUUCGGAACUCCACACACACUCAUCUCGGACAAUGGUCUCCAAUUUGAUAGUAAGAACUUUAGGGAGUAUUGCUGCGAGUUUGGGAUCAUUAACUGGUAUUCCACUCCUGCCUACCCUCAAGGAAAUGGGCAAGCCGAGGCCGUGAACAAAGUCAUAGCAUGCGGUCUGAAAAAGAGAUUGGAUGAUGCAAAGGGCAGAUGGGUGGAAGAGCUCUCGCAUGUUUUAUGGACCUAUCGGACGACGCCGCGGCGGUCAACGGGUGAAACUCCCUUUUCAAUGACUUAUGGGGCUGAGGCCGUACUCCCAAUCGUGAAUAGCUUCCCUACCUUGAAGUCUGACGCCUUCACCACAGACAAUAAUGAUGAGCUAUUGGGGAGAAGUCUAGAUUUAGCUGAGGAAAAAAGGGAGAAAGCGAUGAUCCAUAUGGCCUGCUAUAACUAG
Messenger RNA from Quercus lobata, 1458 nucleotides. RefSeq lists its product as uncharacterized. Gene Ontology annotation, biological process: DNA integration. The transcript is spliced from 2 exons. The record is from RefSeq and is a predicted model, not a curated record. Lineage: Eukaryota; Viridiplantae; Streptophyta; Magnoliopsida; Fagales; Fagaceae. The coding region runs from base 1 to 1458 and encodes 485 amino acids. Gene Ontology annotation, molecular function: nucleic acid binding; RNA-DNA hybrid ribonuclease activity.